Messenger RNA from Salvelinus namaycush (lake trout), 2879 nucleotides. Its product is annotated as F-box/LRR-repeat protein 7-like. Bases 397 to 1869 code for a protein of 490 amino acids. The transcript has 5 exons. Gene Ontology annotation, biological process: SCF-dependent proteasomal ubiquitin-dependent protein catabolic process. The record is from RefSeq and is a predicted model, not a curated record. Lineage: Eukaryota; Metazoa; Chordata; Actinopteri; Salmoniformes; Salmonidae. Gene Ontology annotation, molecular function: protein binding. Gene Ontology annotation, cellular component: SCF ubiquitin ligase complex.
ACGCCUCCAUGACUGCACGCAACCCGCAACAGCUGCUUGCAUUUAGGGGCUUUAAUUUAAAACGUAUAUUUGAUAUUAUUCUGAUGCUGGAUUUAUUCGAACAAUGCAGCCCCAAAGUUAUGGAGUUAAACAAACUAUUUGGAUAGAGAAGUUACGCUUCCCGUACAGUCUUGGAAACUAGUCAGGAUUGGUUUGCGUAAAAAUCGAAACGUCUUCUUUCCCCGUUAUUCUGUCAACAUCUGGAUUAACCAUUCGAUGACAAAGAUUAUUUUUGAAUUUCCUUAAUUCUAUGUGAUCAUUUCCUUUUUCAUAUAUGAUAGUGUGUGGACGCUUAUCCUGGAUGUUUGCUUUUUUGGAUACCAAUGAGUUCUGCAUGUAGAUUAUGCAUUCUUUAGGAUGGGUGCGAACAAUGGGAAACAGUAUGGAAGUGAGGGUAAAGGUAGCUCCAGCAUCUCCUCUGACAUUAGUUCGAGUACAGAUCACACACCGACCAAAGCUCCAAAGAAUGUGGCUACCACCGAAGACUCAGACCGCAGCACACGGACAUUGAGCACCCCCAGCCCUGGCCUCAUCCUGCCCACAAAGUCCCCCUCCCUCUCCUCUCCAGCCCUAUCCAUCAACGGCCAUGAGUCCACCUCCCCCUCUGGCUCUGCAGAGACCGUCGCCAUGGUGCACACCCAGCCAGGCACCCAGACCCGCUCCCGCCAAUCUAAAGGUCAACACUACGCCCCCAUCGACCUCCUCCCUGAUCAUGCCCUCCUGCAGAUCUUCUCUCACCUUCCCACCAAUCAGCUGUGCUGCUGUGCACGGGUGUGCCGACGCUGGUACAACCUGGCGUGGGACCCGCGCCUGUGGAGCACCGUUCGUCUGACAGGCGAGCUGCUCCAUGCCGACCGUGCCCUGAGGGUGCUGACCCACCGGCUGUGUCAGGACACCCCCAACGUGUGUCUGACCCUGGAGACAGUAGUGGCCAGCGGCUGCCGGAGGCUCACUGACCGGGGGCUGCAUGCAGUGGCUCAGUGUUGCCCGGAGCUGCGCCGCCUAGAGGUGACCGGCUGCUACAACAUCUCCAACGAGGCCGUGUUCGAGGUGGUUUCCUGUUGUCCCAACCUGGAGCACCUCAAUGUCUCAGGCUGUUCCAAGGUGACCUGCAUCAGCCUCACCCAGGAGGCUUCAGUCCAGCUCUCUCCGCUGCAUGGCCAGCAGAUCUCCAUCCACUACCUGGACAUGUCUGACUGUUUUUCCCUGGAGGACCAGGGCCUCCGCACCAUUGCCUCCCACUGCCCCCGCCUCACACACCUCUACCUGCGGCGCUGCACGCGUCUCACUGACGAAGCCCUGCGCCACCUGGCUCUGCACUGCCCCUCCGUCAGGGAGCUCAGCCUCAGCGACUGCCGCCUGGUGGGGGACUUCGGGCUGCGCGAGGUGGCCCGCCUGGAGGGCUGCCUGCGCUACCUGAGUGUGGCCCACUGCGGCCGCAUCACAGACGUGGGGGUGCGCUACGUGGCUCGCUACUGCCCGCGGCUCCGCUACCUGAACGCGCGGGGCUGCGAAGGCCUCACGGACCACGGCCUGGGACACUUGGCCAGGAGCUGCCCCAAACUCAAGUCCCUGGAUGUAGGCAAGUGCCCGUUGGUGUCAGACAGCGGGCUGGAGCAGCUGGCACUGUAUUGCCAGGGCCUGAGGAGGCUGAGCCUGAGGGCGUGCGAGAGCGUGACGGGUCGAGGUCUACGGGCCAUAGCCGCGAACUGCUGUGACCUGCAGCUGCUCAACGUACAGGACUGCGAGGUGUCGCCGGAGGCACUGCGAUUCGUUAGGCGCCACUGCAGACGUUGCGUCAUAGAGCACACGAACCCCGGGUUCUUCUGAGAGAGGGAUCACUGGAUUCACCUUCUGACAAAUGGAUAUGUUUAAAUUCCUGCUCUGGGGUUGACCAAGAAGAGGGCUGAGUUGUCAGGACUAGUUGGAAAUGGUGUGCAAUAUCCACUUGUGUAUUUUCUUAAGUACAGGAGACAAACAUGCAGGUGGUAACUGGGGCUUCUUGGACCAGAUUGCCAGCCUUCAGUGGGUUCGUGAUAAUAUAAUGGAUUUUGGGGGAGACCCAGACUCAGUCACCAUCUUUGGACAAUCUACCUGGGGCAUUAGUGCCUCCAUGCUGGUAGGUAUGAGAAAGACAAUGUGACACAGCAGUGAGAUGGUCAGGUACAGAAGAGGUGUGGUUGAAUUUAUACCUCACAGUGUAAACCAUCAAAACCAAAGAGAGUAGAACUGUUUGAUCCAAUGGCUCUGUCUAUCACAUGAUAGGUGUUGUGUCUGUUAGCUGAGGGCCUGUUUCCCAGAGCCAUCCCUAUGAGUGGAGUGGCACCACUGGAGGCCCAUUACACCAACAACUCACUGGCCAACGCCAAGGUACUCAUGAAUACCUAUGUAACACAGCAUCCAGGUCCACACCCACCCUGCCCCCAUUAAUGCGGGUACAAAACAAACCAUUGGUUACAAUAUGAAUAACAUGAUGGCCCUGACUAUGAUCUAAAAUAGUAACCAGUCUUCUCUGAGAGGGUUUGUUCAUGGCAGGUGAAUUCUUCUCCCAUUCCAGAUGAUGGCCAAUCUGUCAGAGUGUGAUGACAGCACUACUGAGAAGAUUGUGCAGUGCAUCAGAGGGAAGUAUGAGGUCAUUCUGUUCUGUUUGAUGUGGCUUAUGUUUGGCAUGUUGGUCUAUUAUCAUAUGCACCGAAGCUAACAAAAAUAUCUGUAUUUUAGGUUCAGGCAUUCUUGGGCCCUGCCAUUGAUGGUGUGUUCCUGAAAGGGCCUCCUGGAGAGGUUUUGAAGAACAAGGAGUUCCUGAAGGUUCCUAUGGUUGUAGGGGUGGUCAACCAUGA